AUGAACCGUUUCCGCAAGAAUAAGAAGAAGGACCCGGAGGAGUCGGAGCAUACGUCCUCGGCUAAGCCCUUCAGCCUCAAAUCUAAAAAGAAGAACGUCGAAGAGCCCAAGCCGGAGCUGGACCUCUCGGCCGCUCUGCCUCGUCGGAUGAUUUCAGAACCAGUUUACUCAUGCCCAAGCUGUCGGCACGACGAUCCCGAAUCAAAGAUCGGGAAGGCUAGUGACGACAGUGUAUUGUUCCCCCGACGAGCUUCGCGAUUGAACUUAUUCAGCCACGCGCCGGCAAUGUUGACAGAUAUUGAUGAGACCGAAUCAAAUGAUGGCAGCCGACCAUCAUUCGCCAAAGGAAGAUCGGGCUCGUUCGUUGAUCACGGAGAUGGUGGAUAUGGAACCGACGACGACCGUUCAGUGCAUAGCAGUAUAAUGAGUCGAGCCCGCCGAGUCGAGGGAAAUAAUUUAUUCGGUGGUCGCCAGAAGGUUUACCGAAUUCCGGUGCGAUCUUCUGGCGGGUCUCCUGCAGCAGAGAGUCCAGUAGAGAGUGGGAAGCCUGUGUACGAUCACGACUUACAUCUGUCUGCUUUUCAACGUUUCAGACUCCAGGAGAAGGAUAGGAAAGACAGACUUGCGGUGGACUCAGCCUAUGAACUUACCACCCCAGAGUUCGAUGACAGUCAGUCGACGGCGUCAUCUGCGAACCGCACAACUCAGUCCUCAACAGCUUCUGCUCCUAUGAAUGUGCCUUCUUCUGCAACCUCUACCGAUGAUACCCAAUCUGCUACUCAAACCCCGGCCUUGAUGCACAAUGCCUCGGCACUGGACGAGUUGCGACCAUCCUCAGGGCUGUCAAAUAACAAUAUCAAGCCUAGCUCGGUCAGGGCUCGUCGUUUGUAUGGCCAGGGCUUGAACCAGGCAGUGCAGAACCAGCAAAACUCCGCCCUACAUCGCUUAGAAAAUUUGAGCCGUCAACGUGCUGGUACCCCCGAACUUCCGCCAAUGACCCGCAAUUUCUCUCGCAGCGCAACCAAUUUGCGUGAUCGUUUGCAAAAGCUUUCCACGACUGAGGCAGGGCCGGCAUCUCGCCCAAGCAGUCCGCCUUCCUCCGCAACAUCACCGAAGCAGGCCACAAUCCCGGAUAUCACCCCCAGAGAGCAUGUCUCUCCAACGGCUGCUGCCUUCGGAGUACCGCCUCUCAGCCCACCCUCCAGUGAAACGGGCGAGGGCACCCAACUCCUUGCUGCUGCGCUCAACCCUGAAGAUCAUGGCAAAGCCACUGCUAUGGGGCUCUUCAAUAGGCCGGCAACUGGUUUCGAUGAACAGCAAUUCUCUCGUCGCCAAAUGCAAAUGCACCAAGGACGAGACACUCCACCUCCGCGGCAAUCCCCUCCUCGUGCUUUGAACCAGGAGCCAAUGAGCGGUAGACCCCGGGGCUUAUCGAAAUCUAGCUUCCGCUCAAGAGCCGAGUCUGCUUCUUCGCACUACAGCAGUGAUGCCCAUCACGUUGGACAUUCCAGAGAGUCCAGUCUAGACGUAUCCGCUCAGCAGCAUAACCCGCAGUCGUUCUAUGCGGAGUCCACUACUAGCGAGUCCGAUAACGAGAGAGAGGACCGCCAGGAGCGUCGUUCUCGCCGUUCCUAUGUCAUUUCAUCAGCCACGUCUCUGGCCUCGGACUAUGCCUUCUCGCUCCAGCAGACCAGCGCCACCUCUAAAUCGCCUAUAUCAAAUAGUGAUCAACUUGAGACGCUUCCAGAGGUCCGGUACUCAGACCUUAGAGAUCUAAAGCCGAUCGUAGAGAACGAGAUUGCAGCAGAUGCCCCGGCCAUGGAUGGAGCUGUCACCCCCGAGCGACCGGAUUCCCCAACGAUUCAACCCGGUGGUUUCCAUCUCAAUGGAAUCCGAUCUCAUCUUCGUUCCGCAAGUGAUCGGUCGUCUAUCUUCCCUCCCCCGUCUCCUGCCUUCCCCCCAGCGGACGAUUCGAAGGAUGAUACAAUCGAAGCGUCUGUCGCCGAAACCCCAAGCCCUAUUGCGGACGAUCAGUACUUUGCUCACGACUCAAGGCCUAUUUCGCCUCUGGAAGACAAUACCUUCGCAUCCCGCCAAGCGGUCGCCGAGCCGGUUCAAGAACCUGAGCCACUUACAGAGUGUGUGGAAGGCACAACCCCUGGAUCUAUUGCGGGUUCUUCUUUCGAACCAGUUUCUGAUACUACCGAGCAAGCUGCCGAGCCUGCUGCAGUGUCUUCUCGUGACCCAUUUCAUGAGCAAAAUUUAUUAGACAUUCAUACGCCACUGCGUGAGUCUGUUGAAGAGACAGCACACCGGAACAGUGGGGAUGCAAGCAGUCAAGAAGCCCCAGGCACGGCCUGGGACUUUGCCUAUGGAAAGCCGAAGGAAGACGGCAGUGAGCCGGAUCCGCUUCCUCGAGCACCUUCACCUCGCACCCUUAUUCGGGAGGCAAUUCGAGGCCACGCAGAAAGCAUCAGCAGGCCAAGCAGUCCCAUGUCCAUGUCUGGCCGGGACACACCUGACGCUGGGCGCAAAUUCAAGCCCGGGAAUGCUUUUGCCUUGCUAAAGAGCAAGUCUAGCAAACACAACCUGUCAAAACGCGAACCAAAACAUGAUCACAUGUACGGCUUGGACACUGCAUCCACUCCGACUCUGAACCCCGGGGGAUCAUCAGUGCAGGAUGACGUCCGGCCGCCGUUCGCUCUUGGCCUGCAAGGCAACUCAAGCGCUCCACAGGUCGUCUCAGAGCGCCCAGCGCUAUCUGAACGUCCGUCUCGACCACGCAUGCCCACUCUCAGCCGCGAGGUGUCUCAUGAAUCAAGUCGCAGUCGGGCUACAUCGCCUUCCGGCCUGCCAGUCCCGCGCGGCCGUACGGGCUCCGAUGCUUCUGGCCGUUCGAAGAGUCGCACUCGACUUCGUGAACGCGAACGCGACGACCUGGAGACUGUGGACGAAGGGUCAGUGAUCGCGCACGAUAACUUCGUCAUGCCCGACAACUACGAGCCCCCGGUUCCUUUCUCCCCUCCAGGUUCCGCUCGCCCCUCCAUGGAAGUCGAGCCCCUAGCUUUCGAUCGAUCCCCAUCGGCAGCUUCAGGCCGCUUCCGCAGCGCCAGCCGAUCGGGGACCCCCAACAACUUCCACUACGAAAAGGGAACACCAUUCCAACUUCCCGCGAUUCCAACUCCACCUGCAGUGAUUGGAGCCCCGCGCCCGUCCCCUGCCACUCCUGCAUAUUCAGCAAACGCGACGCCACCCCUCGAUGAGAUUAACAGCGGAGACUCUUCGCCCAACGCCGAGAGCCCCCAAACUCUGCCCCAGAGAGCCUGCCUUGCUUCACAAGCGCACUGUCAACAAGAAGCAGAUAUCCGAGCCAACUUUCGUGUCAACAACCUCGAACGUUCCCACCGUGGGCUUGCCUGGAGGAGCCCCCCCCCACUACCCCCAAUGAACCCUCGCCGCCGCCGUGGCACUCAAACAAUACUCAGCGCUUUCAACCGUGACUCUCGUGUCUCUUCAGUCGCCCCUAGCGUAACAGAUGAUCAGAGUGUCUUUGAGGCGAGUGCAUUUCCCGAGGAUGAGAAGCGCCCCAUGUCCCGUGGUCUUCUACGCAAGACCUCAAGCGAGAGCAGCAAUCUCAACACAAGAGCCAUUAAAGAACAAUCUACUCAUCCCUUCCCUCCGGCCCCUGAAGCACCCGCAUAUCCUCCUCCUCCUAUCCCUGCGGAUGGCGGCAUGUUCUAG
Messenger RNA from Penicillium chermesinum, 3741 nucleotides. RefSeq lists its product as uncharacterized. Bases 1 to 3741 code for a protein of 1246 amino acids. The transcript is spliced from 3 exons. NCBI's taxonomy places the organism in Eukaryota, Fungi, Ascomycota, Eurotiomycetes, Eurotiales, Aspergillaceae. The record is from RefSeq and is a predicted model, not a curated record.